Messenger RNA from Aureobasidium namibiae CBS 147.97, 2751 nucleotides. RefSeq lists its product as uncharacterized. The record is from RefSeq and is a predicted model, not a curated record. Bases 1 to 2751 code for a protein of 916 amino acids. Lineage: Eukaryota; Fungi; Ascomycota; Dothideomycetes; Dothideales; Saccotheciaceae. The transcript is spliced from 2 exons. Gene Ontology annotation, biological process: carbohydrate metabolic process.
AUGCGAGUCUUGAACUGCGGCAUUCACGGUUUCCACGAAACUCUCGGUCUUGAUGUCGAUGAGGUUCGAGUCUUCUGGACACUAGAGGCUGACAAGUAUGCUGUGCAAGCCGCAUAUCGUGUUGUUGUCUCAACAUCCGAAGAAGAUGUAGCUGCUGAACCGGCUUCCAACAUCGAUUUUGCCUUCGAUACUGGCAGGAUCUCAACGGACGAACAGCGGAACAUUCUCUGUAAGCCAGGCGGCGGGUUUCGAUCAACAUGCAACUACUACUGGCGGGUGACAGUGUGGGAUGGAGAUGGUGUCGCUACUCAUUCUGAAGUUCAGACCUUCUUUACUGCCUACCCACGGUCUCAGCUGCUGCCACCGUACUCCAUGAACCAGAAGUAUAUGCCACACUCCAGUCUCAUCUUUCGCACGUGGUUUGAAGACAUUGAAAACAAGUGGAAGGCUGUCUGGAUCGGAGAUGGUGGUGACAAGCCAUUGUACAUCCGUAAAGGCUUCAAUUUGGCCCGCAAGCCAUUCAAGGCCAUAGCUCUUGCGUCUGGUCUGGGUCACUUCGACCUUCAUGUGAACGGCGAACCUGCAUCUGACCAUGUAAUCGAUCCUGGUUGGUCUAACUACCACCGCACCGUCCAAUAUGUCGGCUACGAUCUGACAACACACCUUGAUGCCGGGAAGAACGUCCUCGCAGCACAUCUAGGUAACGGAUUCUACGCUGGUAGCGGUACUGAGGAAGAUCGCUUCUUCUGGCCAAUGUAUGAAGACAAUACAUAUGUACGGUAUGGCAAUGAGCUCUGCUUCUUCGCCGAACUCCACUUGUUCUACGAAGAUGGCACUCAUGAUAUCAUCCACACCGAUCCUUCGUGGAAAGUCCGCAAGAGUGCAACUACACUUGCAAACAUCUAUGCUUCCGAGACUCACGACAAGCGCCUGUUACCUUGUGGCUGGACUUCUCCAGGGUUCAAUGAGGCCGACUGGAGUCCUGCGAAGCCUUUGACUGGACCUCGAGGGUUGCUUCGUUACCAGAGUCAGCCGCCUGUUGUACUGCAUGACAAGCUUGAGCCAGUUUCCACCACGAGCCCACGUCCGGGCGUUGUCUGCUUUGACCUUGGACAAAAUGCUUCGAUUAUGCUCCAUCUCUCCGUCGAAGGACCAGCCGGCUCAAAGAUCAUGAUUCGCUAUUCCGAAACAGCAAAUGCAGAUGGUACUGUGCUGAUGCCUGACCCUUUGUUCAAGGACUUCGAAACAAAGGUGUUCUCGAAGAUCUACUUGGCUGGCACAGGUGCGCCUGAAGAUUGGCGGCCCGACUUCUCGUUCACCGCUGCUCGAUACAUCCAGAUCGAAGGUGUUGCAACAGAAGAAGGGAAUGGACUACCCGUCGUUCGUUCUCUCUUUGGUAGACACAUUUCAUCCGCCUCUCAGCGUGUGGGCUCGAUGAAGACAGACAAAGACGACGUCAACGCCUUGAUCAAAGCUUCACAUUGGUCGUUAUCGAGCAACAUCUACAGUUACCACACCGACUGUCCUCAGAUCGAGAAAUUCGGAUGGCUCGAAGUAACACAUCUCCUUGCUCCUGCCUCACAAUACGUGUUCGACAUGGAAGCACUCUACACAAAGAUCAUCUACGAUAUGAUCGAUGCUCAAGAGCCAAGCGGUUUGGUUCCUACCAUGGCGCCCGAGAUCAGAUACAUGUGCGGCCCUCUCCACGACACAAUCAGUUGGGGUGGAGCAUUGUGCUUGCUGCCUGAACUGCUUUUCAAGUACUAUGGCUCUACAUGGGUGAUACCGCAAGUCUACCCUGCCGCUGUGCGAUACAUGGAUUACAUCAAAACGAAGGAACGUCUCGGAGGUCUUAUCGAACACGGUCUAGGUGACUGGGGUCGAGAUAUCGCUUGGGGUAACCUGCAAGCCAACAUUGAAACUGCGUACUACUACAAAUGUCUCCAGAACACUGCAAUGAUGGCCAGACAUCUGGGACUGUCCGAAGAAACUGCCAAAUACGAGAGCUGGGCAGCCCGUGUACUCGGCGUCUACAACAAGGAACUUCUCAUCACAGACGACGAGUCUUCACCUUACGCCUACUACACCUCUCGCGACAACAUCGGGCAAAGAGAUUGUCAAGCCGUCGCUCAAGCCUAUGCGCUACAAUUCGACAUGGUGCCCACCGAACACAUAUCCUCAGUCCAAAACGCCUUCCUCGCCAGCGUCAGCGACAACCGCAUCCGCUCCGGCGAACUCGGCCUCAAAUGCAUCUUCGAAACCCUCAUCGACCUACAACGCCCAGACAUCGUGUUAGCGAUGGCCAGACAGGAAGAACAUCCCAGUUACAUGCGUUUCCUGCGUCAGGGCGAAACCACAUUCCUUGAGUUCUGGCAGGACGAGUGUAGAUCUAAAAGUCAUGAUUUAUUCUGUACGAUUCAUGAGUGGUUCUAUGCUGGAGUGCUUGGUAUAAAACCAAAGGGGAACGCAUAUAAGACUUUUAGCAUUGAGCCGCCGUAUGGUUCCGAGUUCAAGAAUGUGGAGGGGCAUGUUGAUUGUCCCUACGGCAGGAUCGAGGUCAAGUUCAGUCAGACUGCUGAGAAGGUGGCUUUGGGAGUGACUGUUCCGGUCGGAACGCGGGCUUCAGUCAGAAUUCCCCAUAGCUCCAGCACCUCGAUCAAGUUGUCGCGGAGUGGCGAGACUAUGACACCAGAGAAGGAUGGGCAGUAUGUGGUGUUGAGAAACGGCAGUUACUCUAUCGAGUUCGAAUAG